Molecule: messenger RNA, 2089 nt
Organism: Brienomyrus brachyistius
Lineage: Eukaryota; Metazoa; Chordata; Actinopteri; Osteoglossiformes; Mormyridae
Product: G1/S-specific cyclin-E2-like
Exons: 13
Coding region: 483-1643 (386 amino acids)
Biological process (GO): regulation of cyclin-dependent protein serine/threonine kinase activity; G1/S transition of mitotic cell cycle
Cellular component (GO): cyclin E1-CDK2 complex; centrosome; cyclin E2-CDK2 complex
Molecular function (GO): cyclin-dependent protein serine/threonine kinase regulator activity
Source: RefSeq, a predicted model, not a curated record
UACUGGGUUUGGAUGUAAUGACGGUUAACAUUAAGCUAGCUGAUACAUCUCCUAACAUUGACUAGCCAGCUAACUGCACUAACAUUUCCGUUGAAAAAAAAACGUUUUAACUUUUUUAAUGUUAACUUAGUUUCCGCUUCUUUGUAAAGAAUUUCCUUAUGGCCAUUGUGUCCAGGGAGGGAGCAAAUAUUGCAAACAACUGAUCGUCAACCAAGAACACCGUACAUAACAAAAGAAUAAGGUUUUAGCAAAGUUGGAUAUUGUGAGAUGGCAAUGGGGCUGACGUUACCUCCUCCAGUAUCGAGCAGCCUGCACCUUUACCGUCUGUGACCUGCACUGACGAUUCACUUCACUUGCGUGUGGUGAGUUGCUUGCUCCGAAGACAGCCGGAGGGCGGACAUGCGCACUGGACGCCGCACUUGGCGCCGGCGCCAGCUGACAGCCGCUGCGCUUCGCGAGGAACUGUCAGGGUGUGAAGGAGAAUGUCCAGACGCAGCACACGUUUAUUAGCUAAAGGUAGGAAUGAAGCCAUUCAGAAGGUCACAAGGACAAGAAAAAGACCGUUGCAGGUCGACAGACUGCAGACAGGACCUCCUCCGGCUAAAACCAAAUUAUGCAAGACAAAGGGUCCGUGCUCCACUGUAAGUGCCCUCCUCCCUGUUCUGACGGAAACUCCACAUAAGGAGCUGGAGGUGGCCAGGUACCUGUCCGGGGUCAGGAAUCUGAGCACAUCCCCGCUGCCUUGCCUCAGCUGGGCCAGCUCAGAAGAUGUGUGGAUUAAGAUGCUCAAUAAGGAUGUCAAGUACAUCCAUGACAAGAGCUUCGCACAGCGACAUCCAGGCCUGCAUCCACGCAUGAGGUCCAUACUGUUAGACUGGCUUAUGGAAGUCAGUGAGGAACACACCCUACAGCGUGAAACUUUCUACCUCGCGCAAGACCUUUUCGACCGGUUCCUGCUGAGACAAGAGGCGGUCGACAAAAGCAGGUUGCAGCUCAUUGGGGUCACAGCUCUGUUCAUCGCUUCCAAGUUAGAGGAAAUCUACCCUCCCAGGCUUGAGGAGCUGGCUUACUUCACAGAUGGGACCUGCUUUGAAAAGGAGAUCCAACAAAUGGAACUGAUUCUUUUAAAGGCUUUGAAUUGGGAGAUCCGACCUGAGACUGUCAUCUCAUGGCUGAAGCUUUACAUUCAAGUUUCAACUCUGAAGGACGACCGUAGGUUCUUAGUGCCCCAGUUCUCCCCAGAUACUUACGUACGGAUCGCACAGCUCCUGGACUUAUGUAUUCUUGACAUAAACUCCUUGGGCUACCAGUAUGGCGUCCUGGCUGCUGCAGCCCUCAGCCAUUUCACUUCCUUCGAAGUUGCCCAGAAUGCAUCAGGCCUGAGGCCAGACAUCCUGGCCGACUGCGUGAGCUGGAUGCUGCCGUUUAUGAGGGCAGUCAGUGAGUCCUGUGGCUCACGGCUGAAGGGCUUCCUGACCAGGUCUCAGGAGGAUGGAUACAACAUCCAGACCCACAUGGAUUACCUGGCUAUGCUGAGAGAUGUGCAGAACAUGCAGCUGGAGACUGUUAGCAGGUUAUCCCCUGGGGCUGAGAGCGCGACCCUAACGCCACCCAAGAGCGCUGAGAAAGCAUCUCCGCACUGAUCCUGAGGUCUCAUCGGGGGGACCUGGAAGUGUCUCUAACACCCCAUCAAAUGUUUAGAAGCUUGGAAGGCUGGUCGAACCUAUUAAAGCGUUUUACACCUCUGUAGAUUAGUAAUGAAGCAUUAAAGGUAUUUUAUUGAAUACUGCCAGCAAACAUGUACAAAAUCCUUAUUUUUAAUGCUUGAACUGGUCAGAGGCCAAUUUUGAAAGCUAUAAGUUUUCAUAUGUCGGAUAGCUAAUACUCAAUGUCUCAUUCACAGUAAUAUUUAUGUAAACUAAAUACGCAAUGUGAUGCCUGGCAUUCCUGUGUUCAGAAGAACCUACCUUUCUUGCAGCUAAACUUGGGGAACGGGUUGAUUUUUCCCCAAUGUCUUGUUUUUAGCGUAUUGUACAUAAAGUCUACGUGUGCUGCAAGUCUUAAUAUUAAAAUUUGAUUUGACUUAAAA